Molecule: messenger RNA, 5222 nt
Organism: Siniperca chuatsi (mandarin fish)
Lineage: Eukaryota; Metazoa; Chordata; Actinopteri; Centrarchiformes; Sinipercidae
Gene: stim1a
Product: stromal interaction molecule 1a
Exons: 14
Coding region: 272-2731 (819 amino acids)
Biological process (GO): store-operated calcium entry; intracellular calcium ion homeostasis; activation of store-operated calcium channel activity
Cellular component (GO): plasma membrane; endoplasmic reticulum
Molecular function (GO): calcium channel regulator activity; calcium ion binding; protein binding
Source: RefSeq, a predicted model, not a curated record
UGUGAGGGCUUUGUAAUGUUACUCCCCAUUGUUUGAUAUACCAUUUCAUUUCCUAGUUAGCCGAGAUGAUUAGCUAACUAACUAGCCGGGGCUUGUCAGACAUUCAGUCACCAGACGCCGACGGACCAGGUUGUGUGUUUGCAAACAUGCCGCCAAGAACUCAGAAGCACAACGACACUGACAAAAGGAGGGUUUAAAGGCUUCCUUAGCUAAAGCCAGUAUUAGCAAGCUAACGACUUUCAUUCAUUCAGGAAGAAGAGCAUCACCAGCCAUGGAUUUCAACAUAUUGGUGACCUUGUGGAUAUUUUGCUUGUGUCUCGUUGGAGAAAGUUGGACUGAAAAACCAAGUUCACCUACACCGGACAGUCAAAUUGUUGAAAAUGGGGUGUCAGAUUUUUGUCGCAUCGAUGAGCCACUAUGCAAGGAUGAGAACGCCAUUCUCAGCUAUGAGGCUAUCCGUAGUAUCCACAAGCAGAUGGAUGAUGACGCAAAUGGCAAUGUAGACGUGGCAGAGACAGACGGCUUCCUCAGAGAAGAUCUAAAUUACCAUGACCCCAAAGCCAAGCAUAACAGCUUCCAUGGGGAUGACCAGUUCAUCAGUGUGGAGGACUUAUGGAAUGCAUGGAAGGGCUCUGAAGUGUAUAAUUGGACAGUGGAUCAGGUGGUGGAAUGGCUCAUCACCUAUGUGGAACUGCCACAAUAUGUGGAUGCAUUUCGCAAGAUGAGUUUUAAUGGAAGUGCCAUGCCAAGGUUCGCCAUAAAGAACACAACUCUGGCACUCUCUAUUCUGAAGAUUCUGGAUCGCAGCCAUGUGCAAAAGUUGCAGCUCAAAUCUUUGGACACUGUACUGUUUGGAGCACCCCUGAUGAAUAGACAUAACCACUUGAAGGACUUCAUGCUGGUGGUGUCAAUAGUUAUAGGCAUGGGUGGCUGCUGGUUUGCCUACAUCCAGAACCGCUACUCUAAGGACCACAUGAAGAAGAUGAUGAAAGAUCUGGAGGGCCUGCAGAGAGCUGAACAGAGUCUGCAUGACCUACAACAGAAGCUGCAGAUCGCCCAGGAGGAGCACCGUACAGUAGAAGUGGAGAAGGUGAAUCUGGAGCAGAAGCUGAGGGAUGAGAUCAACGCAGCCAAGCAGGAGGCCCAACGACUGAGAGAGCUGCGUGAGGGCACAGAGAAUGAACUGAGUCGCCAAAAGUACGCUGAAGAAGAGCUAGAACAGGUGCGCAUGGCGUUGAAGAAAGCAGAGAAGGAGUUGGAGUCACGUAGUAGCUGGUCACCACCAAACUCUCUCCAGAAGUGGCUGCAGCUCACCCACGAGGUGGAAGUGCAGUACUACAACAUCAAAAAGCAAAAUGCGGAACGGCAGCUCCUGGUGGCCAAAGAAGGGGCAGAGAAGAUAAAGAAAAAAAGGAACACUCUCUUCGGGACUUUCCAUGUGGCUCACAGCUCCUCCCUGGAUGAUGUGGACCACAAAAUACUGGCAGCAAAGCAAGCCCUGGGUGAGGUGACUGCUGCUCUGCGGGAGAGGCUUCAUCGCUGGCAGCAGAUAGAGAUCCUCACAGGUUUUAACAUCGUCAACAACCCAGGCCUUCCUUCUCUGGCCUCAGCCCUCAACCUUGAUCCCAGCUUGACGGGCGGCAGAGCUACACCUCAGCAUUUCAUCAUGUCUGAUGACAUGGACGACUUGGACGAGGAUAUCGUGCCUGGAACUCUGCAAUAUGGCACCCGACUGUUGGAACGGCGAGCCAGUGACCUGUGGUCUGUUGGUUCAGACUGUCAGCCCAUGUGGAAAUAUCCUGCUCCCAGUAUGAUGUCCCUGCGCCAACGGCACAUUGACCCCCAGCUGGCCAUGGGCUCCCAGAGGUUGGUAGAGAGUUGCCUGUUGGCGGGGCAGCAGGGAGAGGGAACCCCAUACCCACCCAGGUCUAGGGCUGCCCUCAGACAGUCACGCAGCCAGUCGUUUGGUCAGCUCGAGUGUCUCCCUCUGCCCCCUCUUUCCUCGGCUGUGUCUCAUCCCGCCAUCAUCUGUUCUUCCAACCUAAACCCUCAGUCCCUGUCUUCCUUGUCCCCCUCUUCCUCCUGCUUACCCAGCUCUGUGGGUGGUGCCCCUCAUUCCUCCCAUAUAUAUCAUGCUUCUUUCCAGCCCAUGGACCCCAUUCCUGAUUUCACCUUCUCGGAUGUCUCCAAAGCACACUCUUCGUGCAGCAACAGCUUUGGGGACCUAAAUCGCUCUGACUCUGACUCCUCCCUGUCCCUCUCCCAAGCUGGUGAUCGGCUAUCUGCCUACAGCUCCAAAGGCCACCUAAUCAAGCCCACCGCACUCAUUCACGGUCUGUCCAGCCGUCCAGAUGACACCGUCUCACUGCAUGCUCACACCCCCAACGGAGGGAACCGCAUUCAUGAGGUCAGUACAGCAGAGCCUGUCCUUGACAGCCCCAUACUCAUGAAGGAGGUGUACGGCAUGGAGCAGUCGCCCAGCCUGGGAGAGAUCAACAGUCUGUCAGAGUCGUCCCGCUCCCUCAGCCCCAACUCCACUGAACCUGAAACGCCGUCACCUACAGGAGGGCAACCAGGGGCCACGGGGGCAAAGGGCAGCACCCGCAUCCCACAGCUGUCCUCCAAGAAAAGCCCGCUGGAGGAGGACAGUGGCUCUACAGGAGAAGACACAGAUUCCACUGCCAGCCGCAAGAAACACACCUUCAAGAUCUUCAAGAAACAGAGGAAAUAAGGGCUACAUGAACUACAGGCUAUCAAAGCUGUUUGACUGUAUUCCUCUGGUCUGUUUUUGAAAAAAGUUUCAAAGUUUGUGGGGUUCAUUUAUGGUCAAAUGAUGGCACAAUUUGUUGCCGUUGUAUCUUUUUGUAGGCACAACACCUACUCUGAGAAACUUGACUGUGGGAGCAAACAGCUGUUCAGUUUUAUCUGCUUAUGUUGAAUAUGUGGGGAAUGGGUAGGUUUGUAUAUUGGAAUGUAAAGUAUUAUUUAUUCUGCAGGAAGUUAUGCCAGUCUCCAAGGGAAAUGUGUCUCCCAGUUGGUUUUUCUUUCUUGUUCUACAAUCUAUAACAUUUUGCAUGUCUUCACUUUUGUUUGACUGAUACUCGAAUGCUGUUAAUGUUUGCUUGGUUCUUGUUGUUAACCUGCUUAAACAACACUUGAUGUUUCUUUUAUUACUACCUAACCACCUAGCCUACAAAUCCAAAGUGAAUGUGCACUCUUUCAAUUUUUCAUUGAGUCCCUUUUUUUUAUUGAUGGUUAAGUGUCUCUGUCGCUUGUUGUCGUCUUGGCAGAGCAAAUUACACAUGCAGGAGCUCCUCAUACAGAAGAGGAGGAGUAGUAGUAGUAGUAGUAGUAGUAGUAGUAGUAGAAAGCUCAGACUAGAAUGUUAGUCCCUCAAAUUUCACUUUAGGCUGUUUAAAAAAUGUUUUAAGUGCCGUUUGAACACAGCAAUAGUAGCUACUAUUGCUCUGUGGUGCUCUGAUGUGAUUUAGCCUCCCUAAAAGUGAAAAACAAUAUGAUUUUUAAAAGGCUUAAUUUGCAACCUUGGAUCUCAUCCAAGAGCACCUGAAUGACAUCACCUUGUAUACAAAAGAGAGUUGGACAGACGUAAAUCUAACUGCAUCUUCAAAUUUUCUUUUGCUUUAUUUUUAGUAUUUAGGAUUGAGUGCAUGAGAGAGUGAGAGAGAAGUGCUUUGCUGAAAUAUCCAGCUUUAAAACAACCACAACAGUUUUAGCCACUGAUUAAUUUUUAGGAUUUACACGUAUCUUCACUGGACCUGGAGGUGAACACAUGUUUGAAAAUCCUGGCUAAAAGUACCUGCUUGGGUGUAGGUAUCCUUUUAUUAUUAGGCAGAAAUGUUACCAAACACAUAAUUACCGAAAUGUUAAACAUUACAGUCUGAAAAUACCAGACUGCAUGAUAAUGACUGUAUUGAAUUGAAAAAUGAGGAUACAUUUUGGAGAAAGUAUACAGUUUACACCAUGAUGAAAAACAACAGAUUUUUUUAACACAACACUUGAAGCACAUUUUAAUUGUAACUAUUAAAAAAAAAAAAAAAGAAGUAAAUGUUUUGUUUUUGACGAUUAUAUUCAAUAAAAGGGAUGUUGGAUAAAUGGGAUCCAACAUUUUCCACUGAAUUUUAAUUUGAUGAACGUGGUGCAAGUUUAACUUGGAUUUUGGCUCCUGCUAUCCACCAUCUUAUUGUUUCUGUUUUAAUAAUUAUUUAGGUGGACAAUGAAAACUUCACAGCAGUGUCAGUGAGGGAUGGGUGCUGGUAAGGGCUAUAUUUAAGGCAAAAUUACUUGCUCUGUUUAAGAUAGACAUUUUCAAGUUGUAACCACUUUGUAAUCCUCCUUUUAUGGAAGAUUUAGCUCAACAAGUUAUGGAAGCAGAAGAUCAGUUGUGUCAAAGUGCCAAAUCACUAUUUCUCUCAGAGGCCUUUGUGUUUGUUGUAUGUUUGGCCCUUUGAGCCCCCUUUACAAAGAAGACAAAACCCCGUGAUAUAUAUAUUCAGUCUGUGAUGUAUAUCCUGAGUUUAAAUGCUGAAUGUCAAAGGUAUUGUUAAUGUAACAGUAUCCUCAGUACAGUAUGUUUACAUUUGUUAUGGAUAAUUACUGUCCUCAGAUUAUCACAACAAAGAACAUUGUGUCAGUUUUAAUAUUGACAGCCUCAUAUGAGCACGGAACUAUGCAUCAGUAGUUUUAGGUGAUUACUAAAGUAGUAGGGAUGCCGGUACACUUAGGGCGUUCCUGACCAAUGAACAACCAAAAAGUGCUGCAAAAGACACAGUCGGCCUCCCCAGCCUCAUAAUGUAACAGAUGGUUUGGACAUGUUGGAAUAUUUUAUUUUAGAAACCAGCUAAAAAAAAAUAUCAAUUUCUUACUGGUACUUUUUUAAAGUGUCAUUUGUAUCUCUUUUGCACGACAGAGCUGUAAAUGGAUUAUGCCGUGUGAGUGUGUGUGUGUGUCCGUCUGCUCCCAGUAUAAUGCACUGUAAUGUUGAUGCAUGUCAACUAUUGUAACGAAACCUAUAUUGGGUUAGAAGAGUGGAUCAGCUUAAGCUCUUUACUCCACCUUACUUUUUCUUUCUCUUUAUUUUGGGCUUCUAUUUAUGAAUACAUACAAUAUAUUUGUACAGAGAAAAUGAUAAUUUUGCAUCUUCUGUGAUGGUCUAGACUUUUAUGGCACUCCUGCAUGACAGCAAUAAACUAUUUUGAAUGAAA